This is a messenger RNA of Beta vulgaris subsp. vulgaris (sugar beet), 1446 nucleotides long. RefSeq lists its product as uncharacterized. The record is from RefSeq and is a predicted model, not a curated record. NCBI's taxonomy places the organism in Eukaryota, Viridiplantae, Streptophyta, Magnoliopsida, Caryophyllales, Amaranthaceae. The transcript is spliced from 2 exons. Bases 1 to 1446 code for a protein of 481 amino acids.
AUGCAUUUGGGCAAGGUUGUUCAAGGGCCUAAAGAAGCCCUAAGGAGUUAUGUGAAGAGGUUUAACUUAGAAGCAUUGCAGAUCCAGGAUCUGAACGCAGGUGUGGCAUUUGACGCUUUCAUCCGAGGUCUGAGACCUGGAUGUUUUAAGUUUGACUUGGUGAAAAAGAAGAUAACCACCCUAACUGAGGCCCUUAAGGAGGUCGAAGCUUUUAUUCACGCUACAGAAGAUUGUGCAGAAGCAAAACAUUCGGAGGCAAAGAAAGUUGAAGAGGCUACUCACCCAAAAAAGAGUCUCCCCAAGAAAGCUGAAACAUGGGAAAUGACCUCAAUGACAACCUCGUCCAAGAGGAGCAUAAGAUCUAAACCGACAGCCUCAGCUGAGCCCAUAGAGUUCAGGAUGGAUCAGUAUUCCAUUCUCAUGGAGAUCAAGGAUCAACAUGAACUGAAGGCGCCGGCAGAGAUGAAAAUGCCCUACAGAAACAGGGACAAAAGUAAGUAUUGUCAUUUCCACAAAGAUUGUGGUCAUGAGACGAAUGAGUGUAAGCAUCUAAAAAGAGCUUUGGAGGAUCUAGCUACCUUUAAGAAAGACAAUCGUCAGGGAAGAAGGAAAGAUGAUGAGAGCACUGAUGAAGAUGUGGUGAUGGUAAUCUCUCGAGGAUUUGCAGCCGGGGGUCCUACAACUCGCGGCCACAAGAAUUAUUUACGGGAACUCAGCCAGGAGAUGCUUACCAACCAGGCAGAGUCUGAUCCUUUCCCUAAAAUAGUGGUCAGCGAGCAGGAUCGAGGGAAGAUAAGAACGCCUUGUGAUGACCCUCUGGUGGUAGAGAUGAAGAUUGCAAAUCUCAGGGUAAGACAGGUCCUGAUUGAUACAAGAAGUUCUACUGAUAAUAUCAGUGCGGAUUGUCUAUCAAGAUUAAAGUUUGAUGAAAAUGAUUUAGUUCCGGUCAAUCAUCCUAUUAUCGGUUUCGGCGGAGGAGUUAUUCAUCCCAUGGGGACAGUUACCCUACCCGUCAGGGUGGGAGAUAAAGAGGCUGCUCGAACGCUUUUUGUGAAAUUCCUGGUAGUACGAAAUCUGACAGCUUACAAUGUCAUCCUCGGACGACCUACCUUAAAUUACAUUAAAGCCGUCAUUGUAACUCACCUGAUGCUCAUGAAAUUUGAGUGUGAUGGUGGUCAAAUUGGAUCUUUGUAUGGAGACCAGCAAGCGGCAAGGGAAUGCUAUCUUACUACUUUGAGACCGUCAUCAUGGAAGGAGAAACCAGAGCAGCCAAAGGCCAUGGAGGAUGAACCGGCUGAGAAGGUAAAAGGCCAUAUAAGUAAGUUGAAACAAGAGGUAGAGAAAGCACAAAUGAAGCGCUUUCCAGAGAGCAAGCCGUCAAUGCUCCUGCCGAGCAAGAAAAGGAGAUGUUUGGCUAUCAAGGAAGUAAAGAAUUCGUCUGAAUAA